Messenger RNA from Homarus americanus (American lobster), 734 nucleotides. RefSeq names its product tRNA dimethylallyltransferase-like. The transcript is spliced from 5 exons. Lineage: Eukaryota; Metazoa; Arthropoda; Malacostraca; Decapoda; Nephropidae. The record is from RefSeq and is a predicted model, not a curated record. The coding region runs from base 248 to 682 and encodes 144 amino acids. Gene Ontology annotation, molecular function: zinc ion binding; nucleic acid binding.
CUCCUGACUACACCAGAGGCAUUUUUCAGAGCAUAGGCUUUAAGGAAUUCCAUGAGUUCUUAAUCUUGCCUGAGGAAGAAAAAGAAACUGAUAAAGGAAGAAAGUUAUAUGAGGCAGGAGUUCAGUCAAUGAAAUUAGGAUCCAAGGGUGUAGGCUCCACCAUUGACUCAGUCCCUGGCCAGGGGGAUUAAGAUGGUGAAGCCCCAGGUGGACCCUUCUUGAUAUUCAGCAUUUUGAGGACCUAGGAAUGACUCCAAAUUUAUUAUGGGCAACACGACAAUAUACGAAGAAGCAAAUAAGAUGGAUAAAAAAUAGGUUUCUUCUGACACCGGGACGACAGGUUCCUCCAGUAUAUACAGUUGAUGGGACAGAUCCUAGCCAAUGGAAUAAAAGAGUGCGUGAUCCAGCUCAGAGUAUUAUUCAGGCAUUUAUUGAUGGUACACAGCCAGACCAGGAGACAGCUAAUAUACCAGAGGACUCAAAAACACCAGCUGAUGUAAACAGAAAUGAUAAAACACGAUAUGAAUGUACGGUCUGUAAUCGGGUGAUAAUUGGAGAACGGAUUUGGAAGGCACACCUAGGAGGAGGAAAGCAUAGGAGGAUGCUGAAAAAACAACAGCGCCUUGCUAGUGAAAAAACUCAAGUUUCUUUGUGUGCCCCUACAGUAGAAACUAAAACCUGAGCACCACUGAACUUUAAAUUUAUUGAAGGAAAUAAAAUAUUAUGAAGACAAA